Xenopus laevis (African clawed frog) is the source of this 8530-nucleotide messenger RNA. RefSeq names its product glutamate receptor, ionotropic, N-methyl D-aspartate 2C L homeolog (gene grin2c.L). The coding region runs from base 2644 to 6213 and encodes 1189 amino acids. Gene Ontology annotation, biological process: response to zinc ion; monoatomic ion transport; monoatomic cation transmembrane transport. The transcript has 14 exons. The record is from RefSeq and is a predicted model, not a curated record. Gene Ontology annotation, cellular component: organelle; membrane; postsynaptic membrane. Gene Ontology annotation, molecular function: monoatomic ion channel activity; NMDA glutamate receptor activity; ligand-gated monoatomic ion channel activity. NCBI's taxonomy places the organism in Eukaryota, Metazoa, Chordata, Amphibia, Anura, Pipidae.
GAAGGGUUACUUUGCACUGCUAUAUCUGCGGGGCCCUAGAUUACAUUCCUGUUGUGCCAUGCUCUGGGUCAUGUCUGAAUCGUCACAUUACCUGCUCUGUGGUGAUGAGCUUGUGAUAACUAGUUCACGGUUCAGUGUCACAUCCUGGCACUAUGUGCUACUGUCUCGUGCCACAAGGGAAUAAAGGACAAGUUAUUUUUGCCAGCCUGUGUUCAGAAACUGCCAACUGGGCUGCGAUUGCUUGUCUCUUCACUCGCUGUGGGCAAUUCCUAUUUAGUGAGUGACAAGGGGGCAAAUUGUGUCCUAGAAUGUGCUAUACACACAGUGAGACAGCGACAGGUGCACUUACACACAAACAUACACUAAUGCACACAAUGUUGGAGGAACAGGCCAUGUAAUUGUGUUGGACAAAUUGGACCUUUGUUAUUUAUUUUCCACCUGGAGUAGAUUGUUCAUUAAUCAGCCCCAUUGCCAGAAAUACAAACUCAGUUGCACAAAGAAAUAAACUAACAAGCGUUGCCUUACUUGGGCCAACCCCUACCCUGACCUAUUGGCCUUCAGAAUUAACAGAUGGAUGCCAUGCGAGUGGCCAUACUUGGACCAACCUUUACCAUGACUAAUUGGCCUGCAGGCUGAACACUAAGAUACCAUACGAGUGGCCAUAAAUGAGCAAACCCCUACUCUGACCAACAGGCAUGCAGUGGACAAACAUAUUGGUGCCACAAGAGUGACCAUACAUGGGCCCUCCCCCCUUGGCUACUUUGCAGAUCCACUGGCUUAAUGCUAUUUUCUUUAUUGGUGCUAACAAUUGCCAGUGAAGCCCAUGCUGGGGCAACAUUACAAGGACACUGAAUCUGGCCGUAUUGUUUCCCUUACUCCUUAUUCCUUCUAUCUUGGAUCCUCCUGAAAACACGCAAGCACAGGCAGUGGCAAUGAUCGCUUCUGAGCUAAAACACUGAGGUGCCAAUCGGAUCAGUUCACUGCACAAAAUAACUUCACAAGAGUGAUUAGAUGUGUAUAUACAAAUAAUAUUUGCACAAUGUUACAUACAGUGUGAUGAGGGUCCAGCAGACAAAAUACAAUGUUAAACACAUCCAGAGCCAGAUCCAUUGGGUCAGAUACACAGAGUCAGAGACAGACAUCCCCAGUGCUACAGACACACGCACGCACACUGCCAGGCAAAGACAUAAAUACACAGACACAACACUGUGACCUUGCCUUUGCUGCAAGAAUAUUAUAGUUAUUUGAUUUCCCAUGUUUUGGUUAAAAAUUCGAUUAUUUCAGGCAGCCAUGCAAGUCUAUGGGAAGAAUCAGCAAACAGGCUCCCAUCUGCAGGAGGGAAAACACCCUCAGGAAAGGGCUUUCUGGCAUUGUACCCCUCUCUUUCUAUGACAGCUUUAUAGAAUGUUUACUCUUUAGGGAAAAGCCCUAAUAAUAAUGACAGAUGCACUGGAGCAAAUACAUUUUGUAUACAGACUAAGAGGCACGCAGCAGGAGGGCUGCAUACACAUGUCGCAUGCUGUCAGCAGACACCUGUCACCAGCAACUGCAACAAAGUUAGAGAGUGGCGAGCAGGUGGGUAGACGGAAUGAGCAGGAGACAGCACAGAGAGAGGAGACAUGGGCAAUUUGGAGGGGCAAGAAGCCACAGUGGAAAUGAAAGAGACAGCUGGGUGAGGGCUACAUAGAGAAGUGCAGAGCUUUAGGGCUGAUGAGAAGCAGUUGAGAGAAGAGAUAAUAAUAAAAAGGUGAGGAGAGGACUGCCUUGAUAAGAGACAAUAGAGAAACUAAGAGCUGCCUAGAUAAGGGACAGUGCAGAGGUGGAGGACAACCUAGGGAAGAGCAGUAGGGAGGGAGAUCACCACCUGGAGAAGAGAGAGCACAGAAGGUAAGGAGAGGACUGCAUUCAGAAGAAACAGUGCAGAGGAUAAGAACUGCCUCCUGAAGAGAAGAAUAAUAAAUGCUUUACAUGAAGUAUUAGAGUGUAAACAUGUCACGGAAUGCAAAAAAGACAUCCCCAUGUAAGUAGUGACAGCACUGAGUGAGAGUGGCAGAUGCUCUGAGUUGAAGAAGAAACGUAGGUGAGAUUGUACCCAUGGGAGAAUGAGCCCCAAAGAAGAAGGACAGCAGUGCAAGAGAAAAGUGAGUGCUCCCAAGAGAGAGAAACAAACAGGAUGAGUGAGGAGAGACAGCCCUGACACAAAAAGAGAAGCCUGACCCAAAAGAGAACUCCAGGAGAGAGAAGUGGAACGAUAAGAGGCAUUUAGCAACAGCUGUUGAACAGGUCUCUCUCAUCGUACGAGCAUCGGCAGGCACACGUUCAUCUCUGUCCAUCCCUCUUUCAUUGAGACGAGCAGGCAGCAGGUAUCUCAUAAGCAUGGAACAUGUGAAGCUGUCAACCAUCACAUGCAUCGUGCCACCUUCCUGCUGACUCCAUGUCACUGUGUCACACUUCCAAGAAGCUCCUGAUUUGCACCACAUUCCUGUGAAGUUCAUCAGGUGCUGCUCAGUCAAGCAGAGCUCUGCAGUGUGCUGCAUUCCUGCAAAGCCAAGCGACUUCUACCAAGUACCUACCACAUCAGCCACAUUGUGCCUAAAUCCCAAAAACCAACACAUUUAGCAUCAUUCCAGUUCAUACUGGGACAUGAUUUUCGUUGUGUGGGGGCUCUUGUUGACUGUACUUGGCUGCAGUGCGGUAGUGAUGGAGACCUUACUGCCCCGAGCUGGAGGACCUGUAUUGAAUGUUGCCCUGGUUUUUGGGGGCUCCUUUCCAUACAAUGAACUUGUUGGACCUAUGAUGCCAGAAGGUUCCCUUUCCCUCCCCUUGGAUAUCCACACUAUCACUGUGCUUGUGAAUGAUAGUGGCCCUGGUCCACUCCUGAGACAGCUUUGCCAAGCACUGAGAGGGGCACACGCCGUGGUAUUUCAGGAUAAUAUCGGCACAGAGGCUGUGGCGCAAAUCCUUGACUUUAUCUCCUCACAGACCCUCGUACCAAUCAUCAGCAUCAGUGGUGGCUCUGCUGUGGUCCUGAGUCCAAAGGAACCCAGCUCCUCGUUCCUGCAGAUUGCAGCUUCUGUAGAGCAGCAGUUGACUGUUAUUCUCAAGGUGCUAGAGGAAUAUGAUCUUGGACCUUUUUCUGUGAUCACCAGUCACUAUCCUGGGCACCGGCUCUUCCUCAGUGCUGUACGGGCUCUUUGUGAAGCUCUGCAGCCUGGCUGGGGACCACAGGAUGAACUUACAGUGGAGCCAGGUGCUGGCCCCAAAGGGAUUCAGAGAGUGCUUCGGCAAGUUUCUGCUCCAGUUUUGUUGCUCUUCUGCUCAAGAGAGGAGGCAGAAGAGAUGUUUAUUGCAGCUGGGGAAGCUGGGCUCCUGGGACCUAGUCAUAUAUGGAUUGUCCCAAGCUUUACCAUUGGGUCUCCAGACCGCCCUGCCCCAUUUUUCCCUGUAGGAUUGGUAAGUGUGGUGACUGAUGGCUGGAGGAGAAGCCUGAGAAGGAAGGUACAGGAUGGGAUAGCAGUGAUUGCUGCAGGAGCCAAGAACUACCUGCAAAAACAUGGAGAACUGCCUCAUCCGAGGGGAAGUUGCCUAAUGCCACCACAACUGCACGGAAACGACACCCUGUACAGGCAUAUGAUGAACACAACAUGGAGGGACAGAGAGCUGUCUUUCAAUUCUCAGGGAUAUUUACUGGAUCCUUCCAUGUUGGUGAUAACACUGACUCCCCACCGUGUUUGGGAAGAGGUGGGCCAAUUUGACAGCGGCAUCAUUCGGAUGAAGUAUCCAGUAUGGCCACGUUACGGAGCUGAUAACCAGCUUGUGACAGACUCUCGUCACCUGACAGUGGCCACACUUGAGGAGAGGCCAUUUGUCAUUGUUGAGAGUACAGACCCAGCUACGGGAGACUGUAUCCGAAACACAGUGCCAUGCCGCAAGCAGAGCAACCUGACCCUGAGCAGUUCUGGGGAGCCGUACACAAAGCUAUGCUGCAAAGGCUUUUGCAUUGACAUCCUGAAGAAGCUGGCCCGCACUGUGAAGUUCUCGUAUGACCUUUACCUGGUGACUAAUGGGAAGCAUGGGAAGCUUGUACGUGGCGUGUGGAAUGGAAUGAUUGGAGAGGUGUAUUAUCGUCGUGCUCAUCUCGCUAUUGGGUCUCUCACUAUAAACGAGGAACGAUCUGAGAUAGUAGAUUUCUCAGUUCCCUUUGUGGAAACCGGAAUUAGUGUCCUAGUGUCACGCAGUAAUGGUACAGUGUCUCCUUCUGCCUUCCUGGAGCCAUACAGUCCCGCCGUCUGGAUGAUGAUGUUCGUCAUGUGUCUCUCUGUUGUUGCCGUUACAGUCUUCAUCUUUGAGUAUUUCAGCCCAAUGGGAUAUGACCAAGACCUAAGCAAUGGCAAACGGUUAGGAGGGCCUAGUUUUACCAUCGGGAAGUCCUUGUGGCUGCUCUGGGCCCUAGUGUUUAAUAAUUCAGUUCCCAUCCAGAAUCCACGUGGCACUACUAGUAAGAUCAUGGUACUGGUCUGGGCUUUCUUCGCUGUCAUCUUCUUGGCCAGUUACACAGCCAAUCUGGCAGCUUUCAUGAUUCAGGAGCAGUAUAUUGAUACUGUGUCUGGUCUAAGUGACAGAAAGUUCCAGAAGCCCCAAGAACAGUAUCCCCCAUUCCGAUUUGGGACUGUGCCCAAUGGCAGCACGGAGAGGAACAUCCGCACUAACUACCCUGACAUGCACAGCUACAUGGUGCGCUACAACCAACGCUCUGUGGAGGAUGCCCUCACCAGUCUAAAAGCAGGGAAAUUGGAUGCCUUUAUCUAUGAUGCAGCCGUACUGAAUUACAUGGCCGGGAAGGACGAGGGGUGCAAGUUGGUUACCAUCGGAAGUGGGAAAGUUUUUGCCACCACUGGUUAUGGCAUUGCUUUACAGAAGAACUCACGCUGGAAGCGACCCAUUGAUUUGGCCUUACUGCAGUUCCUUGGGGAUGGGGACACCCAGAGGCUGGAAACAGUAUGGCUAUCAGGCAUCUGUCAGAAUGAGAAGAACGAAGCAGUAAGUAGCAAGUUGGAUAUCGAUAACAUGGCUGGUGUUUUCUACAUGCUGCUGGUGGCCAUGGGGCUGAGUUUGCUGGUCUUCUCCUGGGAGCAUCUCGUGUAUUGGAGGAUGAGACACUGUAUGCCCAGUUCUUGUGGAGAGAAGGGGCUGCUGGGUAUAAGCCGGGGUAUUUACAGCUGUUUUCGGGGUGUUGAGAGCCCGUUGCAGGAUUCUCAAUUCCCAGACCCUGAUGUGACAGGGACUCCAGUUCCGGUGAACGUUCUGAGGGUCUUACAGACAGCCAGGGACCUUGUCUCUUCUUCAGGGGUUGGAGGAUCACUGGAGAAUGCAUCCCAGGCCUUACGUACAUGGAAACAGCGCAGCGAGAGCCUGCAAGCCGCAUUCUCACUUCAGGGGCCGCAAGCUAUUGCAUCCCCUCAUCACAUGGCCACAACUCCAGUGGUAGGGGAUGUAGGCCCCACAUUGACUGUACCUAUCCUUACCCAAUCCCCACGGUCAUUUCAUCCUUCUUAUCCCAUGUUGCCUGAUGGAGACCUGCAACCUCCUGAGAUAAAUUCCCUGCCUCUGCAGGAUCUUCAUCCAGUAUCUUCCAUUUCCCAAAAUGGUGGUGUGAGCACUGCUGUUCACUGCAGUAACCCAUGUAUCACUUCCCCACUCCCAAAGAGAAGACAGGAAUCACCACAGAGGUUGCCACACCCUUCUUGCACAGGGGGAGCCCAGUACCCUAGGGCUUGGUACCAGUCUCCUGCUCCAAGACAAGUAGUCAGAAGUCCAGUACUACCCCGUGAGACCCUCCUAGCUGAAGACUGUGGGAUGCACCCAAGGUGUGUAAGACCUCUACACUAUUCUCUUCCACGUUCCUCCCACCUCUGCACUUUUUGCCACAGUGGGGAAUGCCACAGAAUUGAUCCUGCUCUGUAUCCCUCCCUGCACCCAGAUGCCCCCUUGAGAGGAGCAGUUUCCACACUGGCAGUGCCCUCUGCAAUGACAUAUAGAGACUCUGGUUCCCUCCUUAAUGUGGCCUCUCUUGGAAGGACUGCAUGCUGCUCAAAGAUGGCAAGCUCUAGGUACCCCACCAGCUCCCUCUCAGGAACAUUUAGGAGUGAAAUCAUUGGGAAUUCUAACCCGGCUGACCCCUGCAGGAGAAUCAGCUGGGAGUCUGAGGUGUGAUCAGGCCAGAGCGAGACAUUUACUGACUAUAAAUUCUCUUAAUGGCAAUAAGAUCUGACCUAGAACUGUGUGACUGACCUGUGGCUCCUUAGAAAACCUCAGGUAUUGGAGAUCUAUUCAGGCAGACUGACAUUAAUUGUAAUGUACGGUGCAAAUAUUAUUGGGGGGCUUCAGUUUUGAUGUGCAAGCAACUAUGUUACAGGUGGAAACAGAAGAUAAACAGUGAAUUUGUAAUGAUGUGUGGUCUUUCCCACUUUUCCUUAGCCUUUUUCUUUCUGGACUCUAUGGCUGCCCCGUGGGAGCUUUGCAGCAACUCAUGGGACUUCAUGGGCCUUUAUUCUUGUUUGUAUACACAUCACAUAAGCUAUAACUGCUGUACCACAUUAUUCACAUAACCACCUUGGCACUAACAGUAAUGGACACAUACACAUGGUUACUGCCCAGGGUUAUCCAGCUCUCACUGCAGUGCAACUACUGUAUGCAUAUUGCCCAUGCACCUAUGCGUCUAGCUAAAACAUAUCCUUAAGUCUGCUGCCCACAUCUGUCUCUGACUGCAGUAAACCAAAAACAUUUCAUUUAGGUACAAUUGCUUCCUAUGGCAUAAGUUACGCACGUCAGCUAACUAUAAGAUGUAUUUCUAAUUGUAAGACAGUCUAAUCAUCAGGAAACACAUGUUCAUUGUCCAUAUAAUUGCAUAGUGGUAGCUUGCGUGUCAUCCUUCAGAAGCAGGUCCACCUGUUCUCUGCAGUACAACAACUAUUCCUAGCUGCUCUCUAGACAUACACAAAUAGGAUACACACAGGAUAUGCCAUUUAUUAACAAACAUAAAGACAUAUGGCUAUCUCUGCUGGUGGGCUACACAACUAUGCCUACACGUAGGACAUGCUGCUAGUUCUAGGCAUACUGAUAUAUCUUCCUCAGAGAUUUAUAUGGGUACCUCUAUAGCAAUGGACGUAGGAUGAAACAUAUCGCCUGCUAUUCUUGUGUCUAGAACAGGGACUGUUACUUCCAUAACAACAUUGUUGUAGGAAACUGCCUGCUAUCCCUGCAGGACUUACCUUGUUGCCCCUGCGACUAUGGCCAUGAAAUACUUAUGCUAUUGCUGUUUUUUAAGGACAAACUCCCUUUAUGACCAGGGGUGUGGGAUACUGUCUGCUGUCCCUGCCUCUCAGACAGGUAAGUUACCUCUAUAACAAGGAGGAUAGGAUGCCAUAUGCUAUUAGUGCCUCUAGGCCGUGUUCUGUUGUGUCUAUAGCCAAGGACGUGGGAUGCUGCCCGCUAUUUCAGGCUAAGGGACACAGCUGUUUCUGGGACUAGCAUUGUGGACAUCCUAAGCCUGAGCACCCAGAUACAAGGAGACAGACUUUCUGGGGGGGGGGGAAGCAAUGCUAAAAUUCUAUUUGCAUAUCUAAUUUAUAUGCUAAUUUAGCAGGGAGUAUAAUGCGGUAGCUUGGGUGGCUAGGAUUAUGAUUAAUAUUUUUUAGUUGCAAAAGUUCUGACUUGUUCCGCAGAACUCUAUAAGCUAGGUGUGAUAGAUGGAGGUGUACCAAUGACUGGAGGGUGGGCUCCUGUAUCUUAGCAUGGAUUUAGCAGGGACUUAGCAUUUGUGUUCGUUGGAUAUGUUAUGGAUGUGUCAGUGUUCAUGAUAUAUGGCUGUGCAGGGAGUUUCAGCUAGCAGCUCUCCUGUACUUGCUUGACCAUAAAUUACUAAGUGAUUUGCAGGGGGCGGCAUUGUGUAACAGUUGAAAUGUGACUGUGUGCACCAGUUAAAACUAUCAUUGAGGUGGCCUUCAGGGAUGUAUAGAGUCAUGCAAAUGAUCGUCCUUCAGGGAUGAAGCGAAUCUUGCAAGUGACCAGCCUUCAGGGCUGUAUAGACUCGUGUGAGCAACCAGCCUUCAGGGCUGUAUAAAUUCAUGCAUUAAAUUGGCCUAUAGGGCUGUAUAGACUCAUGCAAUCAACCAGCCAUCAGGACUAUAUAGACUCAUGCAUUCAAUUGACCUACAGGGCUGUAUAGACUCAUACAAGCAACCGGCCUUCAGGGCUGUAUAAACUCAUGCAUUCAAUUGGCCUACAGGGCUAUAUAAACUCAUGCAUUCAAUUGGCCUACAGGGCUGUAUAAACUCAUGCAUUCAAAUGGCCUACAGGACUGUAUAGACUCGUGCAAAUCGACCGGCCUUCCGGGCUGUAUAUACAUGUGCAUUCAAUUGGCCUUCAACUGUAAAGACUCAUGCAAGUGACCGGCCUUCAGGACUGUAUAGACUCAUGCAUUCAAUUGGCCUACAGGGCUGUGUUUUUCUGGGUCGGUGCCCAUGUCUUA